This is a messenger RNA of Caenorhabditis remanei, 2358 nucleotides long. RefSeq lists its product as uncharacterized. The transcript has 5 exons. Bases 1 to 2358 code for a protein of 785 amino acids. NCBI's taxonomy places the organism in Eukaryota, Metazoa, Nematoda, Chromadorea, Rhabditida, Rhabditidae. The record is from RefSeq and is a predicted model, not a curated record.
AUGUCAAAGAUUUUAGGCGAAGGAGAUGUUCGAAAGACCGGUAGAGCGUGUGUCAUUGUGGAAAAAACACAAGGACGAUUAGUUGAUUUACCUGAUAGUGCACUUCGGUUGAAUUAUGAAAAGAAGUAUUAUGAGCCUGAACAUGGUGAUCAUAUAAUUUUCUCUGCUCAACUUCAAAAUGGUAGAUAUUGUGCGGUGGCUGCUAUUCGGCCUUCCGAUCUUCUUCAAUCAUAUGGAACUUUAUCUUAUGUUGAUGAAAAUUUAAAGUUUGCACAUGUUGCAAUUAAUGGAAAAACUGCCAAAGUGUUUGUUCCUUUUUCAACAAGAACUGUAAACGGAGCAUGUUGGUACGGGAACGGUGCAAUUGUUGAUAAACCAUAUCACGUCUAUAUGUUCCGACAAGAAGAGUCCCAUGGAUGCAAAUAUGUGGCUUGGGCUAUUUUUGAUGACAAUCGGAAACUAGCCAAUUUACCACCUGCUCACUUGGAUAUUCAUCAAUCGCCACAAAUGAAGAAGUUAGGAGCACCUAAUGCGGUUCAACGACAAUCGGAUCAUCAAUCUGUAGAAUUUGUUAAAAGUCAGUGGGGCGUAAUUUAUGAUGUUUCUGAUACUUUUGUGGUAUCGGUGACGUCACCCACAUGUCAGAACGUCGAGUUUGCUCCAUCCCUGUACGAAACAUGGAUGACACCGGGGCGCUUCAUGACGUUUGACGGCCGCAGAGUGUCUGAUGUUAAGACAUCCAAGUUGAUGGGAAGUAAUCCAGAGGAUAUGGGAUCGGUAUAUCAAAUCAGAAAGCUAGGUCCGCUUACAAUGAGUAUCAGUGCCGUGUUUAACAAAGUAUCACAUGGGAAAGCUGGUUGGGCAUGGAAUGAUCAUGUCGGAAGAAUUUACGUUCCAUGGAACUGUGGUGACAGAUACAUUCAAGCAUCGAAACCCCUUCCUUUCACUCCAGUUCAUUUGGAGAUUGCUUACAAUGGAAAACAUGACGAUAUCCCAUGGGUAGCAUGUGGAGCUUCACUUUGCGAAGAGCAUGAAUUCGAUGAUGUCUUUGAUGAAAACUCACGAAUGUUGAGAACUGAAGACAAUUGGAAGAUUCACUCAAUAGUUGAUGGACCUGAAAAUCCAAGCAUCUUCUUACAAAAGAAUGAUGAGAACGGGCGCAAAAGAUGUGCUUUCGCAAAAGUGAUUGAUCUGAACUCAGGAAAUAUUCCGGAUGCUGGAACACUCGUUCGUAUCACUUAUUAUGCCCAGGAGCGUCACGGAAGACAUGCAAUGCGAUGUGUUCUGGUGACUUCAAUGGAAAAAGUUGAACGCUUGCCGAAAACGCAUUUAGUUCACAACGGAAGCUUAGUUAAGCAUUUUCCACCAUCGUAUGAGCAACCGACACCGACAAAGAAAGUGGCUCCCGAACCAGCCAAGAGAGUUCAAGCUGCUCCGCCUCCAACAAAGAAUUGCUGGAACUUGAAAAAUCUCGGAACCCCCAAUACUCAGCCAUCAGUUCAAGAUUUCCCAUCCGUAACUGGAGAGGAUGAAAAGGAAAAUUACCCGGAGGUUAUCACUGAAACAGAAGUUCAACAGCCUUCAGCUAUGCCACCACCACCGCCGGGACUCGAACCACCACCAGGUCUUCAAGUUCCACCGGGUCUCUCGGUUUCCGCAUUAUCUUAUGCAAUGGACUUCCAAAAUGAGUAUAGAUCCAUUCUUCCAACUUCUGCUAUCUCACGUUCUACAAACGGGAUGGGAUCAUCAGUUUGGAGUGGAACUCCUGCUGAGAGUAAACCUGAUGAACCGACAUCAUUCUUCUCAAACGAAAACAUGUUUCACCCUGGAUUUGGCCCCCUCAAUUCGGCUUUCUCUCCAUCUGGUGACGUUUUCUUCAACGAACUUGGAGCAACCAUUUCGCAACCAUCUACUUCAAGCGUCGCGAAUUCAGGAGUUGUCAGUGAUUUACGCAAUACUCAGUCGGAAGCAUCUUCACCUGGUUUGAAGUCAGAUGUUAAUGAGCCAGUAGAAGAGCAAACAAAUUGUUGGUCAAGCUUCGAGCCUCCAUCAAACACCAAUACAUACAGUGGAUCUUUUUCGUUUGGUUUUCCUCACGUAGAUCUUCCAAUUUAUCAAAGAAUGAUGCCACAUUCCAAUGAAAUCUUGAUGACAACACCAGCAGCUGAAAAUGGAGUAGAAACAACACCAUCAGGCUCUGAUACAAACGCCGAUCCGUGUUCAUGUGGAACAGAGCAACUAAUUUGGGAUCUGUGGCAAAAUCCCCGUUUCAUAGCUGCAUUUUCCGCCAGUGAUCCAGAAACAUUCAAACGUAUCAAUGCGAAACGUCAAACAUUUUCCUCGGUUAACCGCCAUUAG